UACAUUCCCCAGCCCCAGCAAGAUGAAAUUUCUGUUUUGUUUUGUUUUUUUAAGUUACUCUAGUUUUACCCAAAAGCUUUUUGUAAAGAUUUGAAUGAGGCCUUGCCCAUCCCAGGAUAGUGCCCUUUGACUGGAAGCAGAGUGCUUCUGCCUGAGGCUGAUCCAUUAUGCACGAGUGGGCAAGGCUCCUGUGAGCAGUCCCCUGGGCAGUGACUGAGAAGGAUCCUCUACGGCGAUGCCAGGCUCCUCUGCAGACAUUGUGAGAUUCUGCCAGUGACACCCCUGCUCCCCUGCUGUGUACACGAGUCAUUCUUUGAGAAGGUGGCCCUAACCUCAACUACCAGCAGAAGUGAGUCCCCAGUCCUCCAGGAAAAGCCCUUUUAUUCGUCUGUCCUGGGCAUGUGGUAACGUCUGCUGCUAACACUCUCAGCAGCGUCAAGAUCCUGUGUGUCACAAGCCUUUCGGUGGGCACCGAACACGCCUGGGACCACAAAGUGGAAUGUUGUUCGGACAAUUGCGCUAAGUGACUCCACACUGGACUCAGGUCGCUCUAGCUUCUGGCCACCGUCUGAGAGGCGGCGGCAGAGGGGAUGAGCACCGGAUGCACAAAGCGCCUACCGCGAGCUAUCUCCGGGAGGUGGACACCAAGCAGGGCUUCUCGAAGGACCGCGCGGACCUUUAUCUCCCCAGGUACAAGGUGGCGAAAGCUUCCUGUUGCGCCUCGGGUCAGGAUGCUCUGGGCAUCUCCCUGCUGCUGAGAUGUUCUGCUUCCACUCUCUGCCAUCCCCAGCCCGGGUCUCAGGAGGGGAGGACUGAGUGGGCCCGGCAUCAGACCCUCGUGCAGGUGGAUGAAAAGUGUCGGAGGCCUUGUAUGGGAUCAGCGAUCACACUUUAAGAGCCAUGGACGAAGGGACUGCGCAGUCCCGGGCCCAAGAGCAGCUAGAGGCACCUUCCUCAGUGGGAGCUGUCCAAGAGAAGUGCGAGUCAGAGUCCUUCAGGUCUAAGAGUUUACCGGUCCUGCACAGCGCCUCCUGCCGGCAGAAUUUCAGUGCUGGGAAUGCAGAUGGCAAACUGGCCUUGGGCUGCACUGAAGUUUCAGGUCUCCAGGAGAUGCAUCUAGGACGGAACUUGAUAGUCCCCAGCCCUUCUGCUCCAUCCACUUCAGCAGGCACUACAACGGAACAUAUGGACUGUAACCACAGGAUGGACCCCAGCAAAACUGUGUCAGUAUCUUCCACUUUGGCCACGCUCCAAGAGAGAAGGUGUCUCUACGUGGUCCUUACGGAUUCUCGCUGCUUCUUAGUGUGCAUGUGUUUUCUGACUUUCAUCCAGGCGUUAAUGGUCUCUGGGUACCUGAGCAGUGUCAUCACCACCAUCGAAAGGCGCUAUAGCCUGAAAAGUUCUGAGUCAGGGCUGCUGGUCAGCUGCUUUGAUAUAGGAAACCUGGUGGUUGUGGUAUUCGUCAGCUACUUUGGUGGCCGUGGGCGGAGGCCCCUAUGGCUGGCGGUGGGUGGACUUCUUAUCGCCAUCGGGGCUGCGCUCUUUACUUUACCUCACUUCAUCUCGCCUCCCUAUCAAAUCCAAGAGUUGAACGCUUCGGCCUCCAACGAUGGCCUUUGUCAGAAUGGCAACUCCACGGCCAUCUUGGAGCCUCCUCCCUGUCCCAGGGACUCGGGAGGAAAUAGUCACUGGAUCUACGUGGCUUUAUUCAUUUGUGCACAGGUUCUCAUUGGAAUGGGCUCCACACCGAUUUACACCCUGGGACCAACCUAUUUAGAUGACAACGUCAAGAAAGACAAUGCAUCCUUAUAUCUAGCCAUCAUGUACGUCAUGGGAGCACUUGGCCCUGCAGUAGGAUACUUACUAGGUGGGCUGCUCAUUGGCUUUUAUGUGGAUCCCAGAAGUCCUGUUCACCUUGAUCAGAAUGACCCUCGGUUCAUCGGAAACUGGUGGAGUGGAUUCCUUCUUUGUGCCAUUGCAAUGUUUCUUGUGAUAUUCCCAAUGUUUACUUUUCCAAAAAAGCUUCCACCUCGACACAAGAAAAAGAAAAAAUUUUCUGCCGAUGUCGUUAGCGAUGAUGACAUAAUCAAGGAGAAAUCAAACACAAGCGAGCAAGUGAACAAAAAAGUUUCUUCAAUGGGCUUUGGAAAGAAUGUCAGAGACCUACCGAGAGCAGCUGUCAGGAUCUUAAGCAACAUGACAUUCCUUUUUGUGAGUCUGUCAUACACAGCUGAGAGUGCCAUUGUCACCGCUUUCAUUACCUUCAUCCCCAAGUUCAUCGAGUCACAGUUUGGUAUCCCAGCUUCCAAUGCCAGCAUCUACACUGGUGUCAUCAUUGUCCCCAGCGCUGGUGUUGGCAUUGUCCUGGGAGGCUACAUCAUAAAAAAACUGAAGCUUGGUGCAAGAGAAUCUGCAAAACUAGCAAUGAUCUGCAGUGGGGUGUCUUUGCUGUGCUUCUCAACUCUGUUUAUUGUUGGAUGUGAGAGCAUUAAUCUAGGAGGCAUAAACAUCCCUUACACAACGGGACCUUCUCUGACCAUGCCCCAUAGGAAUCUGACAGGAAGCUGUAAUGUUAAUUGCGGUUGUAAGAUACACGAAUAUGAGCCAGUCUGUGGAUCAGAUGGGAUCACAUACUUCAACCCAUGUCUGGCUGGCUGUGUUAACAGUGGGAAUCUUACCACCGGGGUCCGAAAUUACACAGAGUGUACCUGCGUCCAAAGUCGACAAGUGAUCACCCCGCCCACGGUGGGACAGCGCAGCCGGCUCCGAGUGCUCAUAGUGAAAACCUAUCUCAACGAGAAUGGCUACGCUGUGUCUGGGAAGUGCAAACGCACCUGCAAUACCCUCAUCCCCUUCCUGGUCUUCCUUUUCAUAGUUACCUUCAUUACAGCGUGUGCCCAACCGUCAGCCAUUAUAGUGACGCUCAGGUCUGUGGAAGAUGAGGAAAGGCCGUUCGCGUUGGGAAUGCAGUUUGUCUUGUUGCGAACACUUGCAUACAUUCCUACUCCGAUUUACUUUGGAGCUGUGAUUGACACCACCUGUAUGCUCUGGCAGCAGGAAUGCGGGGUGCAGGGCUCUUGCUGGGAGUACAACGUGACGUCAUUUCGUUUUGUCUACUUUGGCUUGGCUGCUGGCCUCAAGUUUGUUGGCUUUAUUUUUAUUUUCCUGGCCUGGUACUCUAUCAAGUACAAAGAGGACGGAUUGCAGAGGCGGAGGUGCAGAGAAUUCCCUCUGAGUACUGUGACUGAGCAAGUGGGCCGGCCCAGCAAAGCUGAGAAAUACUCCUGGGCUACAUCAUGCCCAGCCUUCAGCACCCAGGGGGAAUUCCAUGAAGAAACUGCUCUGCAAAAGGGAUUCCCGUGCUCCACACAGACAUAUCCUGGACCUUUCUCAGAAGCAAUAAGUUCCUCUGUGGACCCUGGGCUGGAGGAGAGCCCUGAUGCUGCUCUGUAGGGUCCCUGCUACAGCCUGGAGAAGGAAGAUGUGUCUUAUUGGUUGAGUUGAGUAUGGCAAGUUGAGAAACACCUGUGCCUUCUUUCUUUUUUUAAACCUCCACAGACACAAUCCUCAAACCAACAAAACUCAGUCUACACAGCCACUGUUGCUGAGGGCUGGAUACCUCAACAAGACUGACAGCCUUUCCCCUCUUUUCUCCAGGGAGGAGCUUAGCUAGAUCUGUCGUCAUGUCUGCUAGGUUCACUUUAUGCUCAUGCUCCCGUUUGGUAGAAGCCUGAGACCCAUGGUUGACCAUGGGAAAGGCUAUGACCACACAUAUCAUUAGCGUAUACUCCAGAUAAAGGUGAGCUUGACCAGGACUUUGCAUUUGCAAGCCAGAGUUUUUAGAUUUGAACACCUACUGUGAGUUCUGCAGCAAAGCACAACUGAAUUUGCCUCAACUAUGCAAUUUGAUUGGGAAUACAAAAAUGUGGCGUGUUCCUUUGGCUUUCAGAGAAUAAAGCAGAUAUGUUUUUCAUAAGUGGAAGCUGAAUGUUCCCUAAAGCACUGUUAAUUGCAGUUUAAGCCAUAACACACUUAUCAAUCAGGUAGAAAAUUUCAAAUGCUUCAAAGCACUGUAUUCUGCAAUGGAAGGAUUCCUUAAGAUGUAUUUUCUCUUAGUCUGUUUACUCCAUCUCAAGGUAGAUUAAGAGGCUGCUGAACCAUACAUCCGAGAGCCUGAAUAUGUAAACCACAGUAUUCUUUCAUAAGGGGCUUUAAAACUAGUAUGCUAGACAGUAUGGCUAGAAACUAUAAUUUGAGAUGCAUCAUAAGGAAGGAAAUGAUGGCCUUCAUAUCUGAGGAAUCAGCUCUUAAGGGCCCACUAAGACUAGGGAAGAGUUACUACCACUUUGACAUUCAAAGUAGCUGAUACAGAAAGCCCCAAAGUAAGAUCGAGUCCCAACCAGGGCAUCUCACUUAUGUCUCUAACACGCUGGCAAGUCUCUACUGAUUUGUUUUUUGUUCGUUUAGAAAGUGGUCAUGGUUGCCUUAGAAAAUAAAUAAUUCAGUCAGGAAAGCUGUACCUAGGAUACAAAAAUCACUGCACAGAGGAUGGGAAAUUUGUCAGCCGAACAUGGAAUAUGAUCAUACUUUAAAUAAUGGGUUAAUGUAAAACUAGCUAGUACUAUACAGAGAAACUC
Messenger RNA from Arvicanthis niloticus (Nile rat), 4637 nucleotides. NCBI's taxonomy places the organism in Eukaryota, Metazoa, Chordata, Mammalia, Rodentia, Muridae. The record is from RefSeq and is a predicted model, not a curated record.